CGCCACUUCUUCUUCUUCCAAGCUGAAGCAGAGAGGUUUAGCAGCGGGCGAGUAAACAAAAAUGGCGGUUGAAGAGAAGCCAGAAGAGCUGGUGACACCAGGAGAAGUGCUGGGAAGAGCGGCUGAGCUUAGAGCAGGGAAGGGCGCAUACGUAGCGGCCCACAACGGCCUCGUCUACGCCUCCCUCACUGGGCGCGCCCGCACCGUACCCCCCUCGCCGGAUUCCCCCGACCAGAGACCUAUGGUGGAAGUGAUCGGUCUGAAGGCUCAUGGUGCUGUUCCAGAACCAGGUUCCAUUGUUAUUGCAAGAGUAACUAAGGUAAUGGCUAGGUUGGCCUCUGUUGAUAUAAUGUGCGUAGGCCCCAAGUCUGUGCGAGAAAAAUUUACCGGCACCAUUAGGCAACAGGACGUAAGAGCGACUGAGAUUGACAAAGUAGACAUGCACUCAUCUUUCCGACCUGGUGAUACUGUCCGCGCACUUGUUCUGUCUCUUGGAGAUGCACGGGCUUACUAUCUAUCAACCGCCAAGAAUGACCUCGGAGUCGUGUCUGCAGAGAGUGCAGCAGGCGCUACUAUGAUUCCUAUUAGUUGGACAGAGAUGCAGUGCCCAUUGACUGGACAAAUCGAGCAGCGAAAGGUUGCAAAGAUUGGGAGCUGACCCAGUUGAAAGCUUUUGUAAUCAUGUAGGACAUGAUAUAAGUACCCAUGUAUCGAAAUCAUUAUGAUCUGUAUUGAGUUAGUGCAGAUGUUCUUCAUUGUCUUAGACUUCUCUUUGGUAAAUUUUGGAAUGAAUCAAGUAAAUUUCGGAAUGAAUCAUUUGCUUAUUGUCUGCA
Punica granatum (pomegranate) is the source of this 833-nucleotide messenger RNA. Lineage: Eukaryota; Viridiplantae; Streptophyta; Magnoliopsida; Myrtales; Lythraceae. The record is from RefSeq and is a predicted model, not a curated record.